Neltuma alba is the source of this 2490-nucleotide messenger RNA. Its product is annotated as receptor-like serine/threonine-protein kinase NCRK. Gene Ontology annotation, molecular function: ATP binding; protein kinase activity. Gene Ontology annotation, biological process: protein phosphorylation. The record is from RefSeq and is a predicted model, not a curated record. Lineage: Eukaryota; Viridiplantae; Streptophyta; Magnoliopsida; Fabales; Fabaceae.
CGCGCGUUAUCUUUUGUCAUUUGCCUAUCAUAAUCCUCCAUUUUAAUUUGCGGAUAGAUUCUUGUCUUGCGUUUUAUUCGGGUGGCGAUGUUGGAAGCCGGGAAGCUGGUGUAGAUGAGCUCCCAUUGGUCUAUUUACUGCUCUCCUGUUAAUUCAAGUUCAGUGAACUAGUUUGAUUACGAACAGAUAGGCCCUGCUUGUUACAUUAGUCCAUGCUUUCUAGGGGAAAAUUCAUUGGCCAUCAUGCUGAUUUGACUUGCGCUCUCGUAUCUGUUCCUAUUCUGAUGAGAAUCUUCAAGACCAAGCUGUUGCAUUUCCAGACAUAAAGCAUACAAGCCUCUGAUUCUGAAGAUUGCGAAGAUGAAGCUGCAAUUCAAAGUUGCUCUUGCUUCUGUUAUUAGCUUGCUCUGGAUUCAGCCCUCAUUCUGUGAUGGACCUUCUGGGAGCCUAAACAAAUGGUUAUGUAGGUGUUCUUUUCAAGGGAACCAGAGUUCCUCUCUCGCUAACUGUUCUACAUCAUGUGAUUGCCGUUCAGAUGCCAAAGAGAGUGCAGACUUAUGGACAUGCUUGUGUGACCCCACUGGGUUUCCUAAUGUGGAAGCCGAUGGUCAUAGUUCGAAUUGCUUUACUGCCUGCAACUGCACCUGGGGAGCUCUCACCAUCUCACAAGGUUCGAACAAACACAUUUCCAGCAAGACUGUUAUAAUUAUACUCUUACUCAGUGUAAUAUGCACAACUGUUGCAUUUCUUGCCUCAAUCGCAUGCUAUGUACGGCGAAGGGACAAAUGGCCUAUUCAAUCACCCAUAUUCUCAUCAGACAACGAAACAAGUUACAAUAGCACUGCCAUCUUGAUUAGUAAUAGAACUUCAGUGCCAGAAACAAAAGCUGUUGCAAAUUCUCCCUUUAAUCUGAUCUCAGGAUGCUUUCGGACGGCCUCUUUCUUGUGUGGGAGCAAAGGAGAAACUUUUCAUGGAAAUACUAUUCAAUUUUCAUUUGCAGUACUAGAAAAUGCCACUGAAAAGUUUUCGGCUUCCAACCUGAUUGGACUAGGCAGAAGUAGUUAUGUAUAUCGUGGUCAACUGAAGGGUGGUACUAAUGUGGCAGUGAAGCGACUAAGAGCUCAAGUGGGGACCGAAGCAGACUCUGAGUUUUUGACGGAGAUUGAACUACUCUCUAGACUUCAUCACUGUCACCUGGUGCCUUUGCUUGGAUACUGCUUAGAAUCAAAAGGGAAACAUGUUGAGAGGUUACUUGUAUUUAAGUACAUGGCUAAUGGCAAUUUGAGGGACUGUUUGGAUGGAGCUUCUGGAAAAAGUCUGGAUUGGGCGACCCGUGUUACAGUUGCAAUAGGAGCUGCAAGGGGAUUGGAAUACCUACAUGAAGCGGCUGCUCCAAGAAUUCUACAUAGAGAUGUUAAAUCAACAAACAUCCUUCUGGAUGAAAAUUAUCAAGCAAAAAUUACCGAUCUUGGUAUGGCUAAAAACUUACGAGCUGAUGACUUCCCCAGCUGUUCAAAUUCUCCAGCCAGAAUGCAGGGCACAUUUGGUUAUUUUGCACCUGAAUAUGCAAUUGUUGGAAGAGCCUCUCUUAAGUCAGACGUCUUCAGUUUUGGGGUGGUUCUUCUUGAGAUUAUCAAUGGUCGAAAACCUAUCUAUAAAUCUAAAGGCAAAGAAGAAAGCCUUGUCAUAUGGGCUGCUCCUCUCUUACAAGAUAAAAGGCGCAUAAUAACCGAGUUAGCCGACCCACAAUUAAAAGGAAACUUCCCGGAAAAGGAGAUGCAGAUAAUGGCAUAUUGCAAGGAGUGUUUGCUGUUGGAUCCUGAUACUCGACCAACCAUGAGUGAAGUCGUUCAAAUUCUUUCAACUAUAUCGCCAGACAAAUCUAGAAGGACAAGAAACAUUCCAGUGAUCCUUUUCCAGGAACCAAAGAAUUCAGAGAAGCUAGAGCAAGUUCCAUCUAGUAGAGUAGACACUGACCACAAUCUUUGGGUCGGAAACCUCAAUAAUGAAGCAGAUAUAAUUUCUGCUACGGAUAGUUUGGUCCUCGCGACUCCAAAAGCUGGGAGCUGGUAUGGAUCCGAGGAAGAAAUUGUAGACCUAACUGAGCCUCGGUUUGAAUCAUUUUGCGUGACAAACGUUAGUUCAUCCUCAUAACUUGUACCUGGCAUGAACAGAGAGAAGGAGAGAACCUCAAGUCUGAAGAAUCCACAAAGGAACAGUGCGGUUCUGUUCCAGAUUCAAUUGUUCUACCCUUCUCCGGCGCGUUGCUCAGUGGGAUAUCAAGAAGGAAGCAAUCUCGUGUGCUGGUUUUGUGAAUGUAUUCAUCUUUUUUUCUUCACAAAGGUCAUUUUUCGUAUUUGUGUAUUGCACAGGAAAAAGGGGGCAUAGGAUACUCCCAUUCUACUGUAUCAGAAGAGGUAUGGGGUCCAAAACUUAUAGUUGCACAGUAGAUGUUUUGGUUAUAGAAAUGGUUAUUCCACGAUUCUCCUA